This is a messenger RNA of Ceraceosorus guamensis, 1908 nucleotides long. RefSeq names its product mitochondrial carrier. NCBI's taxonomy places the organism in Eukaryota, Fungi, Basidiomycota, Exobasidiomycetes, Ceraceosorales, Ceraceosoraceae. Gene Ontology annotation, biological process: glycine import into mitochondrion. The record is from RefSeq and is a predicted model, not a curated record. Gene Ontology annotation, cellular component: mitochondrial inner membrane; mitochondrion. Bases 390 to 1622 code for a protein of 410 amino acids. The transcript has 4 exons. Gene Ontology annotation, molecular function: glycine transmembrane transporter activity.
CCAUGACACAUCGUCAAAUCACAAAUUCAACGCUGCGUCAGGCGAUCCGCAAUGCUUCCGCACCCUCACCAUCUCACAAACCUAACUCUGCCGCUCGCAGACUCGCACUCUGACGGUGUGCGCCGAUGAUCUGCGCUUUCUUGCCCUCCACUUGCGCCCCAGACUACCUUGACUGGUCAUUUUGAGCAUCCAUUUCAGGUCAACUUGCCAAGAGCGUGGAGAGACACCUCGACCUCUCGAGAGAGUUGCGCGGCCUCACGUGGGACGGAAAAGCGGACGACAGACAGACGUGGGGAGGUACAGAUCUGCAAAAAGAAACAAACGGUCCGCAUCUCCUUUGAAGCGGAGGGGGGACUCGCCAUCGAGGUCGGACGCAGUGCGGAAGAAAAAUGUGGUCAAGCAUCAAUGUCGGUUCAUGCUCUGCUCAAAUGCUCUCGUAUUGCGACUCUACCCCAGUGGCAACAUUGACGAGCGCGAGAUCGAGCAGUACGUCAAGUCAUGCCACCUUGAAUGCUCCUUCUUCGUCUUCUUCAGUCAGCUCGACGCGGUCUGAAGCUAAGGUCACGUCUAAAGCCUCCAUUCCGCCCUAUGCAACGCUCAUAUCGGGAGGCGCAUCAGGUCUGGCAUCAUGCCUGCUGCUACAACCUCUUGAUCUGCUCAAGACGCGCAUGCAACAAUCCCCAAGGUUACGUUCUGCUGAUGAUGGGAAUGGCACGCGUGGCAGGGACUGGAGCGCGACGGGAAGAACUAGGAGGUUGGUGGGCGUUGCUAGAAAUGUGGUGAAUGAAGAAGGUGUGAAGGGUUUAUGGAGAGGAACGGGUCCCACUGUGGUUAGGAAUGUGCCGGGCGUAGCGCUUUACUUUUACUCGGUCACGGAACUCAGAAGGUUUUUGUCCAAUGCAAACGUACCCAUCUUGUCCGUUGCUCCCCAGAUCACCUCUAGCACGGGCAAGGGUAAGGGCAAGGAGAGCACAAUGGCAAGUCUGAGUGCUAUUGGGAAUUUGACCACCGGUGCAGCGGCCCGAACUGCGAUAGGCUUUGUCUUGUGUCCCGUGACCGUAGUCAAGGCGCGCUUCGAGUCGUCUAAUUUUGCGCCAACCGCAUACAAGUCGAUUUCCUCCGCCCUGGUGCACAUCUACAAGACGGAUGGUGUAAGGGGCUUGUUUCAAGGAUUCACGGCGACGGCGCUUAGGGAUGCGCCCUACGCUGGUCUGUACAUGGCUUGCUACGAGAGCUGCAAACAUUGGCUGGGCAGCGUAUCCGAUCGAGGAUCAGGUUCGACCAGGGUUGUCAUGGCCAGCGGUCUGAUAGCGGGCACAACCGCGACGCUCUUGACCCAUCCUUUCGACAUCCUCAAGACGCGUCUACAAACUACACCUCGGUCCGCCAUCAGCGUCAAGGCCAAUGCCAGCGCUGUCGCCCUUGGCACCAACACCGCAUCGCAGAGAUCCGCUUCCACGACGCUCAUUUCGCUCACGCGAGAAAUGCUGAGCAAAGAAGGUGCGGGUGCUUUUCUGGACGGAUUGGGAUUGAGAUGCGCUAGAAAGGCUGCGAGCAGCGCUAUCGGGUGGGGCAUCUUUGAGUAUGGCAGGAAUGCUUGGUUGAGAUUAAGGCACGCUUGAUAUCGACCGGACUCCUCCAACAGCAAGGUGGGGGGGGAGAGGUUUGUGUAAAGAGCGUGCAGGCAUGCCACGCCACGGCGCGAUCGGAUCGAAGGGGCGCGCGGGGAGUUGAAGUGCAAUGGAUGGGAACAAGGGAGAGCAAAUUUCCCGCUUCGAUCCUCAUCAAGCCAAUCAUCGCACGAGCCGAUGUCUAGGAAAGGAAUAGCAUGAUACACGGGGGAAUUUGCAGGUGCUACACGAGGCUGUCGAGGUGCGCAAUUGUAAUUACCAGACUGUGCCGUAGCCG